GGGACCGCCUAUAAAGGCAGCGUGGCGGGCUGCCCUAGCGCGAGUGCCAGAGCCGAGCCGCACCGAGCGACAGCGCCGUGCUGGCUGAGGUCUCCGAGAGGCUCGCCAUGGCUGGCCCCCAGCAGCAGCCCCCUUACCUGCACCUGGCCGAGCUGACAGCGUCCCAGUUUCUGGAAAUCUGGAAGCACUUUGACGCAGACGGAAAUGGGUAUAUAGAAGGUAAAGAACUAGAAAACUUUUUUCAAGAACUGGAGAAGGCAAGAAAAGGCUCUGGCAUGACGUCAAAGAGUGACAACCUUGGGGAAAAGAUGAAGGAGUUCAUGCAGAAGUACGACAAGAACUCGGAUGGGAAGAUCGAGAUGGCGGAGCUGGCACAGAUCCUGCCGACAGAAGAGAACUUCCUUCUGUGCUUCCGGCAGCACGUGGGCUCCAGCGCAGAGUUCAUGGAGGCAUGGCGAAAAUACGACACAGACAGGAGUGGCUACAUCGAGGCCAACGAGCUCAAGGGAUUCCUGUCUGACCUGCUGAAGAAGGCCAACCGGCCGUAUGAUGAGCCUAAGCUCCAGGAAUAUACCCAAACCAUACUGCGGAUGUUCGACUUAAAUGGGGAUGGCAAAUUGGGCCUCUCGGAGAUGUCUCGACUCUUGCCUGUACAGGAAAACUUCCUACUUAAAUUUCAGGGCAUGAAGCUGACCUCAGAAGAGUUCAAUGCCAUCUUCACAUUUUAUGACAAGGAUGGAAGUGGCUACAUUGAUGAGAAUGAACUGGAUGCCCUUUUGAAGGAUCUCUACGAGAAGAACAAGAAGGAAAUGAACAUCCAGCAGCUCACCAACUACAGAAAGAGUGUCAUGUCCUUGGCCGAGGCAGGCAAGCUCUACCGAAAGGACCUGGAGAUUGUGCUGUGCAGCGAGCCUCCCAUGUAAAAAGGGGGACACGGGUUCCUCUACCACCCCAAACCCUGCCCCUGCAGCCCUCAUAGUUCUCCCCAGACUCAGAGAUCAUGGGUGCCCCUCCCACCUCCCCUGCAACCUGAUCACCAGCCUGCAGAGCAGGAAAGAGGAGAUGGAGGGUAGGCUGGGGAUAUGGCUCAGUGGCACAGCGCCUGUCUGGCAAGCAUAAGGUCCUGAGUUCAAUUUCUGAUAACAAAAGAAGAAGAAGAGAUUGAGGGUAGGCGGCUUAGGGGCCUCCUUCAAGCCUGCCUCUAACCAGCACUGACCAGGCACACUACUCUGCCCGCCAUGGGUUACCAGCUGCGUGGAAGGUGGGUGGGAACGUGGGCGGAGCUUCCCUGUUCUCUCUGCUGUGAUGCAUGAGCUCAUCCACUGUAGGAUUUAGGCUUUGACGUCCAACAGCGUAGACUCCUCCCCAUCGCUGCCCCCUGCCUGGCCCCAUCCCAGCUCCCGUCCACCACCUCGCUAAUGGUGUAGCUGUCUUCUCGGAGUUCUGUUGUGCAAGGUACCCCUCCUCUCCUUGCCUUCUGUACACAGUGUGCUCCUUUUCUCUUCGGGGUUCCUGUCUUCUUGUUUACCAAAGAAGAGUUUACAGACAAUAAAGUGGAAACAUUCUGCUGUG
This is a messenger RNA of Cavia porcellus (domestic guinea pig), 1572 nucleotides long. It is a transcript of the gene Calb2, whose product is annotated as calbindin 2. The record is from RefSeq and is a predicted model, not a curated record. The transcript is spliced from 11 exons. Gene Ontology annotation, biological process: regulation of presynaptic cytosolic calcium ion concentration; regulation of long-term synaptic potentiation. Lineage: Eukaryota; Metazoa; Chordata; Mammalia; Rodentia; Caviidae. Gene Ontology annotation, molecular function: calcium ion binding. Gene Ontology annotation, cellular component: cytosol; terminal bouton; synapse. Bases 108 to 923 code for a protein of 271 amino acids.